Messenger RNA from Closterium sp. Yama58-4, 456 nucleotides. Lineage: Eukaryota; Viridiplantae; Streptophyta; Zygnematophyceae; Desmidiales; Closteriaceae. The record is from the annotation of a GenBank genome assembly.
AUGCGCGCAGUUCUCCAUCGCGUGACCUCCGCUCAAAUCGAGGUGGAGGGACGGAUGGUGGCGGAAAUAGGCCCGGGUUUGGUGGUGCUGCUCGGAUUGCAGGAGGGCGACACUGAAGAUGAUAGCCAACAGAUACGCCAGUCGAUUCUCUCCAUUCCAAUGUGGCCAGGAGAGGAAGGAGAUGCAACGAUUCGACUCAAUGUGGUUGAAAAAGGUUUGGACCUGCUGGUUGUUAGUCAGUUCACUCUUUUUGGUCAGUCGAAGGGAACACGGCUCAACUUCCAUGCAGCCAUGGCACAGGAUAAGGCAGAGCCAGUCUAUGACCUCUUCCUCCGAAAUUUGGAAGAGGCAUACGACCCAGCUCAUGUGCACAAUGGCAUGUUCGGCAUCAAGAGAAUGGUACACAUGGUGUGUCACGGUCCUAUGUCAACCUUGGUGGACUCACGGAUUUCAUGA